UCUGUCGUCCAAUCACAAGAAAAAGAAAAUCCCUAAAAAUGAAUUUCCGUGGAGGCUGUUGUAUAGCGAGAUACGGAGGCAGUGGUGGUGGUGGUGGAGCAUAUGAUAUGUCAAAGGUGGAUAGGAUUAUGCUCCGGUACCGUCCGAUUGCUCCGAGACCAGAUUCCGGCGGAUCUUCUUCGCCGCCGUUGGAUUCCGUAUCACCCAAGUCGCGGAGAGGAAAGAGAAAAUACUCGAAAGAGAACAGUAGCAGCAGCAGCGGUGGCGGCGGAUCUGUUAACAGUAACGGCAACAGUAGACGGUGUAAGCGACGGAGAAACGAAGAGGCUAAGAACGGAUCUGAGAUUGUGACGUUGCCUCUUCUUCCCGAGACUCCCGAGAGGAAGAAACCGCCUAGGGUAUUGGUGCCUGCUGCGCCGGAGUUAGAUGCGUCGUUGUCGUCUCUGCGGUUUAGUUUCCGAGAUGACGAACGUUAUGAAACGGCGAAGAGGGGUUUAGAUCUGACGAAGGGGUUACUAACGGGGAGAACGGAAACGGUUGUGUCGUCAUCGUUGUUAACGGUAGAGUGCUUAGCAGAGGGGGAGUACGAGUUAGGGCGUACGGACGAAGAGAAGAAGAUGAAUCUGGAGCGAGACACGUGUCCUGGUUUUAUAUCUGACGGUUUAGGGAGAGUUAUUUGGACGAAUGGUUCGUACAGAGAUUUGGUGAUUGGGAAGGGGAAGGCCAAGUGUUGUAGUCAGAUGAGUGUGUGGCUGGUGAUGAACGAGAAGCAAUUGCUAACGAAACGGACGUUCACAUGUCGAAUGAGACUGCAGUACACGCAUGGUGGUAAUGAAGUGAGUUCGAUUACUUUGCCUUGUGAUGGUUCGAAGAUGAAUGAUGGUGGCUUUGCGUGGCGACUUGAUGUUAACGCUGCACUUUUUCUUGGACGGUGAGUUAUGACCGUUAGAUUGACAUGAUCAGGAGAGGAGGCUUACUUAACUAGAGGCUAGAGCCAUGCAGUUCGAGAUCUUACAUCUUUUCAAUUAAAACUCAAGGAAUGUACAUAUUUUGCAGUUUUUUUUUUUUUGGAGCUUUUGUAUUUCUUUUUUCACUCUUUUUGUAGUUUAAUUUUUUGGUACUCGAUUUAGGUAUUUUUAGUACUUGGAUAAGUGGCAGGUAGCUUCUGUUAAUACUUAAUAAUAAUAAUGCUCAAGCAGUUAUGAAUU
Messenger RNA from Raphanus sativus (radish), 1208 nucleotides. RefSeq lists its product as uncharacterized. Lineage: Eukaryota; Viridiplantae; Streptophyta; Magnoliopsida; Brassicales; Brassicaceae. Bases 39 to 935 code for a protein of 298 amino acids. The transcript is spliced from 2 exons. The record is from RefSeq and is a predicted model, not a curated record.